CAUGCGCGUUGUUGAUUAGUUAGAACUUAGUUAGCUUCUGACGUGAGUAAUUGACAUGGAGAAUAGCCCUCGCCUGGCGGAGCCUCCAGGGAUCAGCAGCUGUUUGUCUGAACUGGACAAGGAGCUGGAGAAGCUGACCGACGAGGAGGAGGACAGAUGCGUGCAGCUGACCUGGAUGACGUAUGACCUGGUGAAGCUGCGCACGCAGAUGCUGUCGAGCGCGCAGGAGCUGUCCGAGGCGUGGGUCAGAUGCAGAGACGCGGUGAUGGGAGAUCCUGGACCGCAGCCUGAGAGGGAAGAUGGAGCUCAGGAUGCUGACUCAUCACAAACUUCAACUGCUGAUGGAGUUUAGAAAAGAUAAUAUUCUGAUUCACUGCCUUCAGGCUGCAGCAUCGCAGUCAUUAUAAUUGAUAGUUAUGACCUGAUGUUUAUUUAUUUAUU
Messenger RNA from Cyprinodon tularosa, 441 nucleotides. It is a transcript of the gene syce3, whose product is annotated as synaptonemal complex central element protein 3. Lineage: Eukaryota; Metazoa; Chordata; Actinopteri; Cyprinodontiformes; Cyprinodontidae. The record is from RefSeq and is a predicted model, not a curated record. The transcript has 3 exons. Gene Ontology annotation, biological process: synaptonemal complex assembly; spermatogenesis; reciprocal meiotic recombination. Bases 56 to 352 code for a protein of 98 amino acids.